UGACGUGAUUUGAUUCACAUUAACAAUUUUGAAUUGAUUCGCAUUCACAUUUCACCGAUUGUUACUGCCGCACGCGCAACUGGCUGAACGCAUCAGCAUCAUGCAGCCUUGACAAACUGGAAUGUCUCCUUUGUGAGCGCGCUCUCGCUCUCGCUCUCGCUCUCACCCUCACCCUCACUCCCACUCUCACCAUCACUUUCCACCACCUCUCACCCCUCGCACCCCUCGCCCUUCACGGGCAUCUCGGUCAGCAUGUCCUCGCCCUCGGACUUGACGGUGCCCUCCCCUGCCGACUUUCACGUGCACCUUCGUCAAGCGCCCUUGACGUCUCUACUAGUGCCCCAUGUCCGGGAAGGAGGUUUUGAUUUGGCCUACGUCAUGCCCAAUCUGACUCCACCCUUGACCCUACCUUCGCACACCGUAGCUUAUCUACAACAUCUACGCUCCCUGGAUCCACGCACACAUUUUCUCGGCACGCUUUACCUUUCGCCUGCACUCACACCUCGGCUCAUCGAGGAGGCGGCACAGGCUGGUAUAGUGGGCGUGAAGAGCUAUCCUAGAGGCGUCACCACCAAUUCGGAUGGGGGCAUUGAGAAUUAUGAAGUGUACUACGAGGUGUUUGAGGAGAUGGAGAAGCAGAACAUGAUCCUCAACCUGCACGGAGAGGUGCCCAGCGAUCAUGCAAACAACAUCUCUGUCCUCACAGCCGAAGCAGCCUUUCUCUCCCAUCUUCGCAAGCUUCACGCCCGUUUUCCCAAGCUCCGCAUGGUGCUGGAACACGCCACGACUCGAGCAGCAGUAGAGUGCGUCAAGUCGUUGGGCGAGACUGUAGGAUGCACCAUCACGCCUCAUCAUUUGGACCUGGUGGUGGACGAUUGGGCUGGCAAGCCCGUAAAUUUCUGCAAGCCGGUAGCCAAGCAUCCAGACGACAGGCAAGCGUUGCGAGACAUCAUCAAGGCAGGUCACCCUCGCUUCUUUCUGGGCUCCGACUCUGCUCCUCAUCCUAUGCACUCCAAGCUACCCUCUGCCUCGACGCACGGUGCAAGCGCACUUCAACAUUCCUGCGCCGCAGGCAUCUACACCUCUCCCAUCCUCCUACCUCUAUGCGCGACGCUCUUGGAAUCCUUUGGAGCUCUGCACAGGCUCAACGGCUACGUCUCGGAGUUUGGUCGAGCUUUCUACGGCUUCGCGGCCGAGCCACAAAGCGGAAGCGUAAAGCUCAGAAGGACGAGGUGCAAGAUCAGGGAUAGUUUUGCGCCAAAGGCGCAAGAGGGACUCGAUAGCGCGCACAAAGAUAAAGUGGAAAUCGUACCCUUUUGGGCUGGCAGACAUCUCGAAUGGGAAAUUGUCAGGUAGUGGGAAUAGCAGCGCGACGAAGCGAAUACAUGCUCGGGUCUGGAUGCGCAAGCAAGCAAGCAAGCAAGCGAUCACGUUCCAGUCCGAUGUUUUGACGACCUUUCCACCUAGAUGCCUGCGCGUCUCCUACAUGUUGCAUCUGCUCGUGACCGCUGCCUGCGCUCGCGCUCUCGCU
Molecule: messenger RNA, 1531 nt
Organism: Ceraceosorus guamensis
Lineage: Eukaryota; Fungi; Basidiomycota; Exobasidiomycetes; Ceraceosorales; Ceraceosoraceae
Product: Dihydroorotase
Exons: 3
Coding region: 253-1356 (367 amino acids)
Biological process (GO): pyrimidine nucleotide biosynthetic process; 'de novo' pyrimidine nucleobase biosynthetic process
Cellular component (GO): cytoplasm
Molecular function (GO): dihydroorotase activity
Source: RefSeq, a predicted model, not a curated record